Messenger RNA from Raphanus sativus (radish), 1724 nucleotides. Its product is annotated as rac-like GTP-binding protein ARAC4. Gene Ontology annotation, biological process: establishment or maintenance of cell polarity; regulation of actin cytoskeleton organization; small GTPase-mediated signal transduction. Gene Ontology annotation, molecular function: GTP binding; protein kinase binding; GTPase activity. The coding region runs from base 833 to 1402 and encodes 189 amino acids. Gene Ontology annotation, cellular component: cell cortex; cell projection; plasma membrane. Lineage: Eukaryota; Viridiplantae; Streptophyta; Magnoliopsida; Brassicales; Brassicaceae. The transcript has 6 exons. The record is from RefSeq and is a predicted model, not a curated record.
GUUUGGGACCUUUUUUUUUUUUUUUUUUUGAAACUCAGAUUAAAUUAAAAGCUAAAGGGUUUAGUUGGGAGACAUAAAGGCUCCAUCACCAACCGAGUUUUCAACAACAUUCAAAGCAAACUUGGCUAGACUAUCAGCCUGAACAUUUCUCUCACGAGGAAUCCAGACACAACCAAAAGAAACAAAGAUAGCAGAAAAAGAUAAGAUAUCGGAGACCACUCCAUAGAGCUCCGGGUUACACGCUUUUGCAUUCACCGCCUUUACGAGUUGGGUUGAAUCGGAUUCAAAGACCACAGACGUUAACCCCUCUCUAGCUCCUGUCUGAAUCGCUUCCAGCAUUGCCAGUCCUUCCGCCAGCAGCGGUGAAGCAGCGCAGGCAACCUGUUUAUGAAACUCACGAUGUCCAGAGGCAGAGAUUAUUACCCAUCCCAAACCCGUCGCCGUUCUUGUAGGUGACCACGCCGCAUCCGUUCUGAUAACAGUAGUUCCCGGUGAUACUUGUCGCAGUGAUGGUUGUCGAGAAUCUCGCAACUGGGGUUCCUUCCCCUGGCUAAUCUCCCAUUCUCUGGCCAUAGACAAAGCUGAGGAGAGAAUAUCCUCAGAUGAACCCGAGAAGUUUUCAAAAACCAGUUUGUUACGUGCCUUCCAGAUGCUCCAGAGGAUCCAGGGAGCUAGGCUUUUUGACGUAAUCCCAGAGGGGGGAAGGCACUGAACAGAAGAAAUCGAGUUCCAUAUCUCAACUAAAUCUAUCAUUCCGCUAAAAUCCAGGUCCCUGUCGACAGGAGUGAGGCUCCAAAUCUUUGUAGAAAAUGGGCAUUGGGCAAAAAGAUGAAUGAUAGAUUCAGACUCUCCACAUCUCUUGCAACGUGCAUCCACCGGUAUAUGUCUAUCAGUGAGGCGCUCGCCGACUGGGAGUGCACCUUUCAAGAGUUUCCACACAAACGUUUUGAGUUUUGGCGCGCAAUUCAGCUCCCAAACGUUUUUCUUCCAAUUGAAAGGUCAAGAAGACUACAACAGGUUACGACCUCUGAGUUACCGUGGCGCUGAUGUUUUCAUUCUUGCUUUUUCCCUCAUCAGCAAAGCUAGCUAUGAGAAUAUCGCCAAAAAGUGGAUUCCUGAGCUGAGGCAUUAUGCUCCUGGUGUUCCCAUUAUCCUCGUUGGAACAAAACUUGACCUUCGAGAUGAUAAGCAAUUCUUCAUUGAUCAUCCUGGUGCAGUACCCAUUACUACAAACCAGGGAGAGGAGCUGAAGAAACUGAUUGGGUCUGCGGUCUACAUUGAAUGUAGUUCAAAGACACAGCAGAAUGUGAAGGCAGUGUUUGAUGCAGCCAUCAAAGUGGUGCUUCAGCCACCAAAGCAGAGGAAGAAGAAAAAGAACAAGAACCGCUGCGCCUUCUUGUGAUUUUUUUUUUUAAAAAUCUCUAAAAGACUAGGUAACCAACUUAAAAGAAGAAGAAGAAUGAUGAUUUUCAACUAUUUGAUUCGUCCCCAUUUUAUUAAGUGACAAUUCCGACAAUGAGAAGGGAGAACAUUUCGAGUAGCUUUUUGUAUAGUUUUGCUUAAAACAAGCUGUGUUGUUGUUGUUGUGUCUUUUGCUCUUUCGUUUGAGUUAACAGUGUGUUGUACUCUUUGCUAUGUAGUCUAAUCUCUCUUCUAUUUCAUUCUCGAUGGGGAUCAUUAUGUAUUGACAUCUGAAUCUAAUUAAUAUUGCAACUUUUGUUAAA